Molecule: messenger RNA, 1410 nt
Organism: Culicoides brevitarsis
Lineage: Eukaryota; Metazoa; Arthropoda; Insecta; Diptera; Ceratopogonidae
Product: neuropeptide CCHamide-1 receptor
Exons: 7
Coding region: 334-1410 (358 amino acids)
Biological process (GO): G protein-coupled receptor signaling pathway
Cellular component (GO): plasma membrane
Molecular function (GO): neuropeptide receptor activity
Source: RefSeq, a predicted model, not a curated record
UUACCAAUAAAUUGACUUUGACACGCUACAAAGAUUUUUAUCGAGAUUUUAAAUUAAUAAAAAAAAAUAAUAAUAAAUAAAGGUUGAGUAAUCAAACAACUUUUUAUUGUCCUUUUAUUUAUUUUUACACAAAGUGAGGUUGAGUACACAGAUCCUGUUUGCGGUACAACAUCGCCAUUAAACCAUCAAACGUAAUCCAUUUAGUGUCAUAACCGUAAUUUAUUCAAUAUUGGAACACAAUCAACAUUUAAAUAAAUUAUGAAAUUGAAUGAUAAAAUGAAAAAAGUGUAGCCCGUAGUAAAAAAAAAUUAAAAUAAACGCCCAACAGUAAUAAUGAAGACCAAUGAGAGUGAAAUAAUUGAUGGUGCAACAUCAAUAAUAACAACGGCGGUAGAUUACGCGCUAUCGAACCUAAGCAGCAGCACACAAAACAACAAUUUUUCCGUCACCACAGCAUUUCCGAAUGCAUCAAAUGAGGAAUUUGUGCCGUACAAAUAUCGACCGGAAACGUAUCUGGUGCCAAUUUUAUUUUCAAUUAUUUUUAUUGUUGGAGUGUUAGGAAAUGGCACGUUGAUUAUUGUUUUCAUUAAACAUCGGACGAUGCGAAAUGUACCAAACACAUACAUUCUAUCGCUGGCAGUCGCCGAUUUAUUAGUUGUACUGUUCAAUGUGCCAUUAGUGGCGGUCGUUUAUGCCAUCGAUUCCUGGCCAUGGGGGCAAACCAUCUGUUCGGCAUCCGAAUUUAUCAAGGAUCUGUCCGUGGGCGUUUCGGUUUUUACGUUGACUGCAUUGAGUGCCGAUAGAUUUUUCGCAAUUGUUGAUCCAUUAAGGAAAUUCCAUACGCAAAGCGGCGGAAAACGUGCAACCCGCGUAACAAUCGCCAUCGCCUUAUCAAUAUGGGUUCUUGCCAUCCUCUGCGGCAUGCCAUCUCUCAUAGCUAGCAAAAUAAAGGAAUUGGAAUUUAAGAACGUCACAUUUUACAUUUGUUAUCCGUAUCCCGAAGAAUGGGGCAACGAAUACCGUAAGACGAUGGUUCUGACGCGCCUUGUCGUGUAUUUUGUUGCGCCAUUACUUGUCAUUGCGAUAUUCUACGCGCUCAUGGCACAUCAUUUGAUAAGGAGUGCACGUGAUAUGCCGGGCGAAAUGCAUGGCGCCGUAAGACAGGUCAAGGCGAGACGAAAAGUUGCUGUGACAGUGUUGGCUUUUGUUGUCAUUUUUGGUAUUUGUUUUCUGCCAAUGCAUAUCUUUUUUCUGUGGUUCUAUUUCUAUCCGGAUGCCGAGAAUGCUUACAACUCAUUUUGGCACGUCUUUCGUAUCGUCGGAUUUUGUCUGUCGUUCAUCAAUAGCUGUGCUAAUCCAGUCGCGCUGUAUUGUGUGAGCGGCGCAUUCAGAAAGCACUUUAAUAGGUAA